AUGUCUAUGGACGAGGAAGAGGAAGACAGGGAUUUUAUAAACGUCGAGUUUGACUUCUCCGCGCCUUGCAAGACUGACCACCAGGCGCUCAAACGCCUCUUUCAGCAGCUUUUUUAUACGCAUGCACCGCAGAUGGACAUUGGCGCGAUGGCAGACUACAUCAUCCGGCUGAGCCAAGACAACGGGAUUGGUACCGUAGUCAAAGUGGAUGAUAUGGAACAGGUGCACGAUCCCUACGCCGUCGUGAGUGCAAUGACGAUCGGUGUACCGGGCGCCGAAGCGGCGGAGCAAAUGCGCGCCUAUCUCGUAAAACAGCUAUUGCGCGGCGCUUCGGGCAAGGCGCUGCUAGAACUUGUGCAGUCUGCUUCUGCUUCUUCACCGCUUGUGAUGCUGCUGCACGAGCGCAUGAUCAAUUUGCCGGUUCAAGUCGUGCCUCCAAUGCUCCGCAUGCUGUACGAAGAGUAUGAGCAAGGACGAGAAGAGGUGACGCCUGUAGCACCGAAACCAUCGCACAUGCUUGUGUUUUCGCGUGCGUUUAGUGCAGAUGCGUUUGAAGAAGAGAACGCGGAGGCGACAGGUCUUGCAGGCGCGCGAAAACGCAAGGCAGAGGAAGCUACACUUGGAAACAAGAGCAUGCGGAAGCAGCUGAAGCAGGUGUCGGGGCGUGCACCAAAAAGGCAGGCCGACGGGCUGGGCUCCUUCCACCCCGAGGACGAAGUAAUGAUGGAAUGUGCGUCGCAUACGUACACCUUCCGCUUCCCUCCGCCGCCAGACGCAGCAGACACGUACGAGGCGCCGAUUUUUGGACGCAUAUUUGCCAUUCCCUAUGCCCAAGUGCCUGCUGUAAUUAAGCGUGUAGAAGAAGAGUGGCCUGUGCCUAGCUAG
Messenger RNA from Malassezia vespertilionis, 885 nucleotides. RefSeq names its product Mss4p nuclear export (gene BCP1). Lineage: Eukaryota; Fungi; Basidiomycota; Malasseziomycetes; Malasseziales; Malasseziaceae. The record is from RefSeq and is a predicted model, not a curated record. The coding region runs from base 1 to 885 and encodes 294 amino acids. Gene Ontology annotation, cellular component: nucleus. The transcript has a single exon.